AUGGGCGCCGGGAGCAAGCAGCCAAGAUCAUUAGCCAUCCGCUGGUAUCCGGCGAGGCACGGUUCCUUCACUCUGAUAGUGUGGUGUCUAGCGGCAUUGGUCAUGCUUCUUAUUCUCCACCUCUUCAUCAGCCGUAAGGUGGAACAGAUUGUGAGAGGGAUAGAUGAGGUGGAGGAGGAAGCUUUCCCGGUGAAGCUGGCCCGGAGCUGGAGGAAUCCACGGGUUGCGCGGCGCAAGGGGGAGCACAGAACACUGCCCGUGGUGGACGAGUUCUUGGUCGAGUCUUCUGCGGUGCAUCAUGCCUUCUUCCCGGAAGGGGAGGUGACCAUGGAUCCAGUGAAUGGUGGGAAUGACAGGAGGUACUUAUACUACCCAGGGAGGGUUUGGCUUGACACUGAUGGAAAGCCGAUCCAAGCUCAUGGUGGAGGUGUGCUGUAUGAUGAGAAGUCUGAGACUUAUUUCUGGUAUGGAGAGAAUAAGGAUGGCAAGACCUACAAAGCUCAUGACAAGGGACCUGAUCGGGUUGACAUUGUUGGAGUAAGUUGCUAUUCUUCAAAGGACCUGUGGUCUUGGACAAAUCAAGGAGUUGUGCUCCAAGGAGAGGAAAAGAAUUUGUUUCAUGACCUCCACAAAUCCAAUGUCCUUGAGAGGCCUAAGGUGAUCUAUAACAACCGGACCGGCAAAUACGUGAUGUGGAUGCACACAGACGAUGCUAACUAUACCAAAUCCUCAAUCGGCGUGGCGAGCAGCGAUUCUCCCACAGGACCAUUCACUUACCUCUACAGCAAGCGCCCGCACAACUGUGAAAGCAGAGACAUGACCAUUUUCAAGGAUGAUGACGGGAAGGCCUACCUGAUAUAUUCAUCCAAGGGCAACAGCGAGCUCCACAUUGCGCGGUUAACCGAUGAGUACCUCGACGUGACCGACGACAUGCGGAGAAUCCUCGUCGCACGGUAUCGGGAAGCUCCGGCGCUCUUCAAGUCCGGCGGCACCUACUACAUGAUAACCUCGGGUUGCACGGGCUGGGCACCGAACACUGCAAAGGCUCACGCGGCGACAUCGAUCAUGGGGCCUUGGGAGACGCUGGGGAAUCCAUUCGUGGGAGGGAACGAGAUAUACAGAUCGACAACGUUCUUCUCCCAGGGUACGUUCGUGUUGCCGGUUGCGGGGUUGCCGGGGCUGUUCAUCUUCAUGGCCGACCGGUGGAAGCCGUCCGAUCUGAGGGAUUCGAGGUACGUGUGGCUGCCUUUGACAGUAGGUGGACUGCCUGAUGAGGCUGCGGAUUACAGCUUCAUGUUCCCGCUCUGGUCCAGGGUGUCGAUUUACUGGCACAAAGUGUGGCGCCUUCCUGAGAAAAGUUACCGAGUGACUUAG
This is a messenger RNA of Triticum aestivum (bread wheat), 1374 nucleotides long. RefSeq lists its product as uncharacterized. The coding region runs from base 1 to 1374 and encodes 457 amino acids. NCBI's taxonomy places the organism in Eukaryota, Viridiplantae, Streptophyta, Magnoliopsida, Poales, Poaceae. The record is from RefSeq and is a predicted model, not a curated record. Gene Ontology annotation, biological process: carbohydrate metabolic process. The transcript has 2 exons. Gene Ontology annotation, molecular function: hydrolase activity, hydrolyzing O-glycosyl compounds.